This is a messenger RNA of Arabidopsis thaliana (thale cress), 2536 nucleotides long. Its product is annotated as Ubiquitin carboxyl-terminal hydrolase family protein. The record is from RefSeq and is marked reviewed. Lineage: Eukaryota; Viridiplantae; Streptophyta; Magnoliopsida; Brassicales; Brassicaceae. The coding region runs from base 355 to 1602 and encodes 415 amino acids. Gene Ontology annotation, molecular function: RNA binding. The transcript is spliced from 2 exons.
AUUGUAAUUAUCAUAAUCAAAACUGAGUAAACAACAAACACUAAACCCAAACAAAGAAGUCUUAGAAAGAAGAAAGCUUUCACUUUCACCAGCACUAGUCCCUGUUCUGCCACAGUCUCUUCGCUGCAGAGAGUAAGGGCAUAAAAUUUGUUCCUUCGAAUCUCGGGUUCAGAAGCAAAAUCUCUUUUCUACCUCUUGUCGAAACUGUGGCGUUGUUGAGUCUGAUGAAUCGACUUCAAAGGCUUCUCCUUUCUGCUCCUCGCUUAUCUCCUCCGAUCAUACUUCCUUCGUGGCGGUAUUAGGGUUCUGUUUUGCUCCUCUGAUACUCUAAAGGUUUGGUAGUCAGAGACUGAUAUGGCUAUGACACGAGAGUUAUAUCGGAUUCUGGGUACCAAGUAUGCUCCAUUGUUAAUCCGAAGAUUCUCACUUUGGUCAACGAAGAAAGACCCUGAUCUCGAAUCUGCUCUCUCGCGUAACAAGCGAUGGAUUGUUAACAGUCGGCUCAAGAACAUUAUCUUAAGGUGUCCCAAUCAGGUUGCAUCGAUUAAGUUUCUACAGAAGAAGUUUAAGACUCUUGAUCUUCAGGGGAAAGCCUUGAAUUGGCUUAAGAAAUACCCUUGUUGUUUCCAUGUUUAUCUCGAGAACGAUGAGUAUUACUGUAGGUUAACGAAACCGAUGAUGACGCUUGUGGAAGAGGAAGAGUUGGUCAAAGAUACACAAGAGCCUGUACUCGCAGAUAGGCUUGCAAAGCUGCUUAUGUUGAGUGUUAAUCAGCGUCUCAAUGUCGUGAAGCUUAACGAGUUUAAGCGGAGCUUUGGAUUCCCUGAUGAUUAUGUUAUCAGAAUAGUUCCAAAGUACUCAGAUGUGUUUCGGUUAGUGAAUUAUAGUGGUAGGAAGAGUUCAAUGGAGAUUGAGCUUUUGUUGUGGAAGCCUGAGUUGGCUGUCUCUGCAGUUGAAGCAGCAGCAAAGAAAUGUGGCUCUGAGCCUAGUUUCUCUUGCUCUCUACCUUCCACGUGGACCAAACCGUGGGAGAGGUUCAUGGAGUUUAAUGCCUUUCCUUACAUAUCUCCGUAUGAGGAUCAUGGGGAUCUUGUUGAGGGUUCAAAGGAGAGUGAGAAGAGAAGUGUUGGUUUGGUGCACGAGUUACUCUCGUUGACGUUGUGGAAAAAGCUGUCAAUCGUAAAGCUGAGUCAUUUCAAGAGGGAAUUUGGGUUACCGGAGAAGCUAAAUGGUAUGCUUCUGAAGCAUCCAGGCAUAUUCUACGUUGGAAACAAGUAUCAGGUUCACACUGUGAUCCUCAGAGAAGGAUACAAUGGCUCGGAAUUGAUUCACAAGGACCCGCUCGUUGUUGUGAAGGAUAAAUUUGGGGAAUUGAUGCAGCAGGGCUUGUAUGAGUAUAAUCACAGGCGAUAUUUGGCUAAUCUAGAGAAGAAGAGAGAGAAAGGUAUUGAAUCUUUGAAGCCUGUGGUGCGAAAGAAAGACAGGAACCACGAUCGAGAUGAUGUCGAUGAAGAAGAAAACCAUGGGGAUCGACCAGGUGGUCUGUUUGAUCCAGAAGAGAGAAAAAGGUUUUAUCAGAUUCUCUUCAGUGACACCCAAUAAGAACAUUCUGGUAAAGUUGGACGUUCUCUUCAGAUUCUCUUCAGUGACACCCAAUGGAGAAAAAUUUACCUAUAUAGUCUGCAAUCUCUAAGACGUUGUGCUUUUUCUGAAAGCUACGAAGAUCACAAUAUGCUUGUAAACAAAUGCAAAAUACGAGUUGUUCCCCGCAGAUGCUAGAUCAAGAUAGAAUCUGUGAAUUAAGGCAGCUGGAAUACUUUCACUUAGUUCAGUUUGGGCGGGAAUCAAGAGUUAAGAGUUCUCUGAAACAAUGCUAUAUACUUCAUGAACGUGGUCCAGAAAUUGAGUGAAAACAUUUGCACGUACUUGGAAUUUUCCCGAUAUGUGUUCUUGGUUUCACAUUUGGUCUGUGUAUAAAGUCACCUUGCAGCUUCCUAAAGGACAUACCAGUGGUCAAAUUUUCUAACCCCUGAAGACCGUACGUACGUGCUUCAGUUGAUGUAAGCCAUGUUUUGAUUACACAGAUAUUAAGCGGAGCUUUUGAUUCCCCGAUGAUUAUGUCAGAUGAUACUAGUGUCAGCUUCAUUCUGGAUUGUAUAUAUCAUCACAGAUGAAAAGAUUCAUUUCAAGUUUGUUGAUAUAUAGCAUUCAUUUCUGUGGUUGUUGUCCGGAGAACUCAUUCGACACAAAGCUGAAAAUGUUAUUAUGUUAAUAUACAAGAUACCAACUCGUAUAAUGAAUCAAAUGAUAGAGCAUUCAAGAUAUUACAAAGAUCCAGAGACAAGGGCAUAGCUCAAAACUUAAUAACACCUGCCCUUACACAAACCAGGAAAACAUGGCCUUUAUUAUGCAGUUUACCAAGUGUGACAAUUACGAAAUUGGAAAAAGGUGAAAAGGCUAGUCGAAACAAAAUCUGAUAUACAAAUUAAGUAAGCUGACUACUGAUCCAGAUUUUAUUAAAACUGAUUGCCAAGUU